UAUCCUCUUCUAUUUCUUGGUUUCUCCUCAGACUGACACACACAGUCUUUCAGGAGCUGAGGGUCUUUUUCACAAUGCAGUUCUUCCUCCUCCUCCUCUUCCUCCUGCCUCACGUUGCCACGGUUACAGCGGUGGCCGGUUGCCUCAGCGGCAGGGACAAGGACCACCGGCCGAAGGAGAACUGCACGGCGGCCGGCUUCAGCGACAUCCCGGCGGGACUCGAACCCACGACCAAGGUUCUGUUGUUUCCCAGGAACCUGUUCUCCAGCCUGUCCUGGUCCUCCUAUCAGAGUUAUACAGAGAUCUAUGAGAUCGACCUCACGGGCAACAAGGUUCCGGUGGUGACCCCCAGCACCGGCCCCAUCCUGCCCACUCUCUCUGUUCUCCGGCUGGGGUCGAACCUUCUGACGUCCCUGUCUGACGCCUCCUUCUCCGCCUGUCCCGCUCUGACCGAACUGUACCUGGAGAGCAACAACAUCCGCUCCCUGAGCGACCACACCUUCUCCGGACUCAGCAAACUGGAGAUCCUGGACCUGUCGUCCAAUCAUAUCAAGGUGCUUCCCCAGCUCAUGCUCCACCCCCUUCCAGCCAUAGAAACCCUCUACCUGGAGAUCAACAAGAUCAGAGUGAUGCCAGAUGAAUGGUUCAGCGUGAAGGAGGAGGUGCCGUAUCUCUACCUCUCGGCCAAUCCCUGGGCCUGCUCCUGUUCCCUUAGUUACUUGCAUAAAUACCUUGGAGACUACGAACUCAACGUCUACGUCCGGGAUGGCGUGGUCAUCAAGAGCGACGCAGAGAGCGUGGUGAGUACCACAGAGAAAGAGAAAGGUAAAAGCCAACACAUCAUAUUUGGUUUUAAAUGGUUCGAGUUCAGCGGUCGACUCUUGAAACUACCCAAACCACAAUAUGUGUGAAGCUUCACCUUUAGUCUCGUAUUUGCUGAUUUUUAGUUUCCGGUAAUGUCACCAUCU
Molecule: messenger RNA, 968 nt
Organism: Seriola dumerili (greater amberjack)
Lineage: Eukaryota; Metazoa; Chordata; Actinopteri; Carangiformes; Carangidae
Product: platelet glycoprotein Ib alpha chain-like
Exons: 5
Coding region: 75-911 (278 amino acids)
Cellular component (GO): extracellular matrix; voltage-gated potassium channel complex
Molecular function (GO): potassium channel activator activity; transmembrane transporter binding; voltage-gated potassium channel activity
Source: RefSeq, a predicted model, not a curated record